Messenger RNA from Salvia hispanica, 885 nucleotides. RefSeq lists its product as uncharacterized. The record is from RefSeq and is a predicted model, not a curated record. NCBI's taxonomy places the organism in Eukaryota, Viridiplantae, Streptophyta, Magnoliopsida, Lamiales, Lamiaceae.
AUAGUCCCCACAUCUCUCCUUCUCAUUGGCAGUAAACACACGCUUUUUCUGUUGAUAUAUCUUCCCUUCUUCCCCAAAUCCCCUCAAUUCAAUUCAACACCACGUUUCUUCUCCUCUCAUCUAUUUUCACCUCCGAUUAACAACAUGAUGACAAGACAGCCGCAGAAUCAGCAGGAUCAUCGCUCCAAGGCCUUGCACGAGCUCUCAGCCCUAGUUCUGAAUAUCAUCAGAUCUCCGCCGCCGCCCCUCGACUUCUCCGAUCAAUCUGCGGCCGCGCACCGCCGCAGGAGGCAGGGGCCUUCGUUCCAGCAGAUGACUCCCGCGGGAUUCGCCUCUCUGCUUUUGGGGAUUUCUCUGUCUCUGAUGCUGUGUGGAUCGAUGACCUUUUUUAUUGGAUUGGUGUUGAUGCCUUGGGUUUUAGGUUUGGUGGUUUCUCUCUACUUUGUGGGGGUUGUUUCGAGCAUUUCAAUGAUUGGGAGGAGUAUUUUUUGCUGCAAUUCUUCGCCCAGGAAAGAUGCUGAUGCUGCUCCGUGGAAGGUGAUGUGAAGCAAUUAGGGAUGUGGUGGGGUGAAGUGGUGCUUCUUGAAUAGGAGUGUGUUGAUAGUAAAGGAAGAGAAAAUGCAGCUCAGAAGCAGGCAGUAUAUAAUGUGGAGAAAGGAUGAGUUGCCAAUUGCCACAAGACCAGAGAAGAAGACAAGAGCAGAGGUCUGUUUGGAUGUUGAAGGCAUUGCUUUUGUUGAGCCUCUUUGUACACUACUACUGUGUCGAGUAGUAUUAUUAAUUGCUAUUAGCAUAGUGUACAUUAUGUAUUAAUGAUCAUAUAAUGACACUAUGGAUGUUGCUACCUUCUUCUACUCAUAUAUGGAGUAAUUCAUUGUGGAUGCC